AUGCCUUUCCACAAGCUCGUGAAGAACAGCGCGUACUACAGUCGCUUCCAGACCAAGUACAAGCGCCGCCGGCAAGGCAAGACCGACUACUACGCCCGCAAGCGCCUCAUCACCCAGGCCAAGAACAAGUAUGGCGCGCCCAAGUACCGCAUGGUUGUCCGCUUCACCAACCGGGACAUCAUCACUCAGAUCGUGACUGCCGAGAUCUCGGGUGACAAGGUCUUCGCCAGCGCCUACUCUCACGAGCUCAAGCGCUAUGGCAUCAAGCACGGUCUUACCAACUGGGCUGCUGCCUAUGCUACCGGUCUCCUGCUGGCUCGUCGUACCCUGAAGAAGCUUGGUCUGGAUGAGGACUUCAAGGGUGUUGAGGAGCCUGAUGGAGAGUACACUCUGACUGAGGCUGUUGAGACCGACGAGGGCACCCGCCGUCCCUUCAAGGUCUUCCUUGAUGUCGGUCUUGCCCGUACCUCCACAGGUGCCCGUGUCUUUGGUGCCAUGAAGGGUGCCUCUGACGGUGGUCUCUACAUCCCCCACUCGGAGAGCCGUUUCCCUGGCUACGACAUUGAAACCAAGGAGCUCGACUCCGAGGUUCUGCGCAAGUACAUCUUCGGUGGCCACGUUGCGGAGUACAUGGAGACCCUUGCCGACGAUGAUGAGGAGCGCUUCCACUCUCAGUUCCAGAAGUACAUUGAGGACGAGAUCGACGCUGGUGACCUCGAGGACAUCUACGCCGAGGCGCACAAGCAGAUCCGGGAGGACCCGUUCAGGAAGGACCCGGAGGAGGGCCCGAAGAAGUCCAAGGAGGAGUGGAAGGAGGAGAGCAAGAAGUACCGCACGCCCAAGCUGCCUCGCGAGGUCAAGAAGGCUCGUGUGCAGGAGAAGAUCCGCCAACUGGCUGGUUAA
Messenger RNA from Rasamsonia emersonii CBS 393.64, 903 nucleotides. RefSeq names its product 60S ribosomal protein L5. Bases 1 to 903 code for a protein of 300 amino acids. The record is from RefSeq and is a predicted model, not a curated record. NCBI's taxonomy places the organism in Eukaryota, Fungi, Ascomycota, Eurotiomycetes, Eurotiales, Trichocomaceae. The transcript is spliced from 3 exons. Gene Ontology annotation, biological process: translation; ribosomal large subunit assembly. Gene Ontology annotation, molecular function: 5S rRNA binding; structural constituent of ribosome. Gene Ontology annotation, cellular component: cytosolic large ribosomal subunit; ribosome.